AAAGCACAUCGGGGCUGCUGCCUGGAGCCCAGGCUUGCUCCUAACCCAUGAAAAUUUGCCAAGUAUAAAAGCUUCUCAAGAAUGAGAUGGAUCCUGGAUCAUCCUCCCCCGAGAAGCAGGAUAAAGAGAAUUUAGUGGGCAUCAACAACAACAGACUCGGUGUGUGUGGCUGGAUCUUGUUCUCCCUUUCUUUACUAUUGAUGAUCAUUACCUUCCCUGUCUCCAUAUGGAUGUGCUUAAAGAUCAUUAAGGAGUAUGAACGUGCUGUUGUAUUCCGACUGGGACGCAUCCAAGCCGACAAAGCCAAAGGGCCAGGUUUAAUCUUGGUCCUGCCCUGCAUAGAUGUGUUUGUCAAAGUUGAUCUUCGAACUGUUACUUGCAAUAUUCCUCCACAAGAGAUCCUCACCAGAGACUCUGUGACCACUCAAGUGGAUGGAGUUGUCUAUUAUAGGAUCUAUAGCGCAGUCUCGGCUGUGGCUAAUGUCAAUGAUGUCCACCAAGCCACAUUUCUGCUGGCGCAGACCACUCUCAGAAAUGUCCUAGGGACACAGACCUUGUCCCAGAUUUUAGCUGGCAGAGAAGAGAUCGCCCACAGCAUCCAGACCUUACUCGAUGAUGCCACGGAGCUGUGGGGAAUCAGGGUGGCCCGCGUGGAAAUCAAAGAUGUCCGGAUCCCCGUGCAGCUGCAGCGGUCCAUGGCUGCCGAAGCCGAGGCCACUCGGGAAGCCAGGGCCAGGGUUCUUGCUGCAGAAGGUGAAAUGAAUGCUUCCAAAUCUCUGAAGUCUGCCUCCAUGGUCCUAACUGAGUCACCCAUAGCCCUCCAACUGCGUUACCUACAAACCUUGACUACUGUGGCCACAGAGAAGAAUUCCACCAUUGUGUUUCCUCUGCCCAUGAAUAUACUAGAGGGCAUGGGUGGUCUCAGUUACAAUGACAACAAGAAGGCUCCUAACAGAGCCUGAGGGUCUCCUGCCUUAGCCAGGCUUUGCUUAGGGAGUCGCAGCUAAUUCUAUCUAGAACCAAUUUGGCAGAGAGAAAUAUUGAUAAUUGAUAUUUAAACAGAGUAAUGUCAUAGUUGGAAUAGCAUUAGCAGGGAAAUGUUAUAGAGGCUACCAAAAAAAAAAGCAAAACAUGAGGUUUGUGUACUACUUUUAUGUUUAAGAACUUAAAAGACUUCCCAUUGUUCUCAUCACAGCAGUUGAGUAGUUGUCCCUACUUUUAGCAGGAGCUUUCUUGCAGUAAGGGGAAGAAAUCUCUGACCCUGACUAAGCUACAGAAUUACUUGUAAAUUGUUUUUAGCAGCACUUUUGAUAAUCUAUCAAAAAACACAGGCCUCAUAUUUACACUAGCUCCUUGCUUCAUAAUUCCAAAGUAAUUAUUUGGUGAAUUUCCAAUAAUAACAGCAGCCCUCCUGCCCUCCAAAAUUAUGCUUGAAAUAAUGACUUAUUUUGAGGUUAAAGACAGAAGCACGUCCAGCUGCGAACUUAUCAUUAACCCCAGGCAGGCUGCAAUCAGCACACGGCCUCACCUGGCCUGUUGUUUGGCCUCCUGCAGAGAGUGUGGCCUAGUCUCGGCCUCUCAGCACCAAAAUCUCAGGGUGGCUGAGGCACGAGGAGGGGGGGGUCUCCAGUUCCUUUAUUUGCUCACAAGUGAGAAUGCUUGUAAAAGGUUUGGCUGGUGGAUAUCACUGGGGAGCAUUGUCCUGCAGACUCCAUUUUCCUGUUGUAAACCCAGGAACCACAGUCAUGGAGAAUUCUUUGUAAACUCUAAUCCUACUCUCCAGGGGGGAAAAGCUUGUUAAAUAUAAAGAAGCCAUAGGAUGUGAAUAUAUUAAAAAUUGCUUUG
Molecule: messenger RNA, 1845 nt
Organism: Condylura cristata (star-nosed mole)
Lineage: Eukaryota; Metazoa; Chordata; Mammalia; Eulipotyphla; Talpidae
Gene: STOML3
Product: stomatin (EPB72)-like 3
Exons: 7
Coding region: 87-962 (291 amino acids)
Cellular component (GO): plasma membrane
Source: RefSeq, a predicted model, not a curated record